AUGCCUGAAACAAAUCUCUUUUCCAUCCAACAAGCCAUGAUUCGAUAUGGAAUGAGUAUUUACUAUUCCUUAGGUAUUGUUGGAAAUGUUUGUAAUUGUAUAAUGUUUACUCGACCAAAUUAUCGUUAUACACCAAGUUCUACUUAUUUUCUUUUCCUUUCUAUUUUUGCUAUAAUUUAUUUGACAUGGGCAAUGAUUCCGCUUUUUCACUCACUUAAUUAUACUGAUCCUCAGACACAAAUUCUAUUCUAUUGCAAGAUAAGACUCUAUUUUGGUCACAUUCUCGGUCAGUGCAUUCGAUGUGUUGUUGUAUAUGCUUGUAUUGAUCGUUAUAUAGUGACACAAACGAAUGUUCAUAUUCGUUCAAUGAGUUCCAUUCGAACGGCAGUCAAACUUGUUUCUACUACACUCAUCGUACUUUCUAUCAUUGCUAUUCACAUGCCGAUUUUAAUGGACAUUCGAAAUGGUGUUUGUGGUAUGUUUGGUUUGUACAGAUUGAUUUAUGCGUUUUAUCAACUGACACUGGUUGCUAUUUUGCCUCCGGUACUGAUGAUUAUUUUCAGUUUUCUAACUAUUCGAACUCUUCAUCAACGACAUGGCAAUAGAAUACAUGCGAGACGAAGAGAUCGAUAUUUUAUGCGUAUGUUAAUUGCUGAAGUCCUAGUGAAUAUCUUAACAUCGAUUCCAUAUUCAGCUAAUCUCGUUUAUGGUGCAGCAACUUAUUACACUGACAAAAGUACUGGACGACAGGAAAUCGAAUCGUUCAUUACUUUCUGCACUCAAUUUCUUGGUUAUCUCAUAAGUGUUGCUCCUUUUUACUUAUUCUUUUCAAUUUCAAAACCUUUUCGAGACGAGUUUAUCAGUUUAGUAUUCAAACAAUGGUAUCAAAAGAGGCGAAGACAAGUUCGAAUUAUUCCAACAAAUGAACAACACUCAAUGAUUCCAUUAUGA
Messenger RNA from Adineta ricciae, 951 nucleotides. Lineage: Eukaryota; Metazoa; Rotifera; Eurotatoria; Adinetida; Adinetidae. The record is from the annotation of a GenBank genome assembly.